CACUUGGGACAUGAGCGAUCAAGUACUUGCUCAGAAGCUGAGACUUCGAAAAACAGUUUUGAAAGAGGUUGUGGAAAGUCAGCUAAAGAUGCAGCGUAGUACACAGGCCAUGAUGAUUGUUAUAGGAGGGUUCUUGCAACCCCGGACAGGGCCCAAGAACCCAAGACUACAAGGUGUAGAGAAGAUAGAUCCUCGUUCCAAUUCCUGGUCUUCUGUAGCGGAUUUUCCGAUGAAAAGUUCAGGAGCAGUAGCCCUUACCCUUCGUGGUCAUUUAUUUUGUUUGGCAUAUGAACCUGUUGAAAAUCGCCGUGAUGCCACCCUAGUCACAGAAACAAGAAUUUUUGAAUUUGACUUGGUGAAAAACCAGUGGCAUGAUGCAAGGAGCAACUUUUCAGAUCAGGUCUUGACGUGUAUAGAUGAAUGUUUGCAAGCUUCUGGUGCAGUGACCGUGUGUGAGGAAACAAGUGUGAUCUACACAAUGUCUGGUACUGAGGUAUGUAGGAUACCCUUCACGGAACUUGAUGGAAAUAUCUUUUGUAAGCAAGUGCAUUAUUUGCCCAAACCUGCUGAAUACAUGUCGCCAUCACAUUGUAUGCAUUCAGCCAUUGUGGCUGUCACCUGCACUCUACAGUGCCUUUCAAACGAGGAACAUAAGUAAAUCAAAACACAGAGAACAAUUUAAAAAUAUAAUAUAAUUUAAAAAUUAAAAGAGAAACACAACACAAAACAAUUCCUAAUUUCCCAAACCCACAGUUCGAAUACACGUUUCUUCCAAAGUUUCAAAAGUAUUCACUCUUCUUGCACAGUUCCUCUCAAAGUCUCACUUGAAACAGCACAACGUUUCCGCUUCUAACAUACACCAUAUAUCCACAUGAAAAGUACACAAAGUUUCCACUUCUUAAAGUUAUAUCCAACUCAGCGCUGGUCAGUAACUCCAGGCGGAUAAGACGAGUACAAGAAGAACAAUCAACCAAAAGUAAAAUAAAACAAAAGAAAUCCAAAAGAAAAUCCCAAAGAAAAGCCUGGAGAGAAAAAACAAAACCAUUUUUUAGAUAAAUGCAAAUUCACUCUCAACUAUUUCAAACCAUGUUCAUGAAGUAUACACAAAUAUAUCACACUCAUCAGAAAUUUCCCAUUCUUCAACAUAGGCUCACCAAAAAUCAUCAGAAAUACACACUCACUGAAAAAUCAACAAAGAUUCACACUCACCUCAACAGGUUCAAUGCUAACAAAAAUACAAACAAGUCUGGUAACUUCAAGUCGGUUCAGGACUUGUACAACACAAUACAAAUCUGGUCAGGAUUUGUACAACAACACCAAGUCCGUCAAGACUGGUCGCAAACAAAAACCGUCCACUCCAGACACAUUGACAACACCAAAGAGACUGUCCCUUCUCCACGCUCCCGUCAAGGAGAAAAAACCCAGUCAUACCACACACAUCCAAAACACUGCCACACUCUUUCCUUUGUUCGAACUAACAACAAAACAAUCUUUCUUUUGUUCUAUCAACAAAACAACCUAUCAACACAAACUUAAUUGAAACAAAGUUUUCUUGUACUAAAUUCAAACAAAAGAUGAUAAUUGUAUUGUAUGUAAUUGUCAUGAAAGUAGGUCCCAAGGCAGAAAUUACAAAAAACAAUUAUUUGGACACUAUUAAAAAAACAUAAAGUGCCAAACAAUGAACUUUUUAUUAGAAUAUACAUUAAACUUUAAAAAUAUUACUUACUAUUAUUUGGUUAUUUCCUGUUCAGCAGUUCACUGCCACUAUAGCUGGUUUCUCCUUUUUGUUUGACGAUAUGUCUAUAAUCGCACGAACCACAUAUAAGGAACACGUUUCCUUCGUAGUCAGGCCAUAACUGCAAUGGACAGUUUCGACAAGCAUCACAAACAGCAUGUUGUAAAAGUUUCGACAGGCGUCACAAACAGCAUGUUGUAAAAGUUGAUUGACUUGAUCCGUCGUUAUCGAAAAAUUUUCAAUGGGUCCCUUACCCGUUAUAGCUUCGUCGCUAGAGGACUCAGAAAAUGACGUCCCGUUUUCCAGUUUCUCCCUUGCUUUCUUUUCUCUAUAUUUCUCCCAGCGUGCGUUCGCAGCUUUCGUUGCUUGCCUUGAUUUGGCCCUCGCCCCUUUUCCAGUUUUUUCUCUGCUUGGGCAGUCUGCUUUCUACCAGUCUCCAGUCUGGUUAGCUUUCUUCAUUUUUUUUACAGUUUACUGCUGUAACUGACACGGUGGCCUCGAUAUCAAGCCAAUGAGGAAACACGUGUCUACCUGUGACCAAUAGGGAGGUUCAUUAGGGCAGAGACUUCUUAUCUCAAUUCGUUAGGGUCACAUGUAUUUAUGGACUGAUGUUUAUUAGAAUAUACAUUAAACUUUAAAAAUAUUACUUACUAUUAUUUGGUUAUUUCCUGUUCAGCAGUUCACUGCCAAUAUAGCUGGUUUCUCCUUUUUGCUUGACGAUAUGUCUAUAUUCACAUGAACCACAUAUAAGGAGCACGUUUCCUUCAUAAUCUGGCCAUAGCUGUAAGGGGCAGUUUCGGCAAACGUCACAAACAGCAUGUUGUAAAAGUUGGUUUACUUCAUCCAUUGUCAUCAGAAACGUUUCCUUGGGUCCCAUACCAAUGAUAGUUUCGUCGCUAGACGACUUCGAAAAUGACGUCCCGGUAGCGUUUUCCAGUUUCUCCCUUGCUUUCUUUUCUCUGUAUUUCUCCCAGCGUGCGUUCGCAGCAUUCGUCGCUUGCCUUGAUUUGGCCCUCGCCCCUUUUCCAGUUUUCUUCUUGGGCAGUCUGCUUUCGACCAGCUUUCUUCAUUGUUUACGUUUUAACUACAGUUUUGCAGUAACUGACACGGUGGCCUCGAUAUCAAGCCAAUGAGGAAACACGUGUCUACCUGUGACCAAUAGGGAGGUUCAUUAGGGCAGAGACUUCUUAUCUCAAUUCGUUAGGG
This is a messenger RNA of Pomacea canaliculata, 2941 nucleotides long. RefSeq lists its product as uncharacterized. NCBI's taxonomy places the organism in Eukaryota, Metazoa, Mollusca, Gastropoda, Architaenioglossa, Ampullariidae. The record is from RefSeq and is a predicted model, not a curated record. The coding region runs from base 11 to 658 and encodes 215 amino acids. Gene Ontology annotation, molecular function: protein binding. The transcript has 3 exons.